Molecule: messenger RNA, 541 nt
Organism: Saccoglossus kowalevskii
Lineage: Eukaryota; Metazoa; Hemichordata; Enteropneusta; Harrimaniidae
Product: BMP-binding endothelial regulator protein-like
Source: RefSeq, a predicted model, not a curated record
GCCAUAUACAUAUUGAGGAAAAGGAUAAGAUGGUUAUACUGCACUUCACUUCGAAAAACACCACAUUUACACUGGAAUGGACGCUGGGGAAGCAUCAACUAGACGUAUCUGCAACUGGUUCCGAUUACAACGGUAAACUUUGCGGUCUGAUGGGUAAUUCUGACGGUAAUCCUGGCAAUGACUUCCAAAAACCUGAUGGCAGUUAUGUUAAGGACGUAAUUGAGUUUGGUGAAAGCUGGAAAGUGAACGAUAAAGUAUGUAACUAAGGGUACCGUCAUUUCAGAAAACGGACCUGGAAACAACGUACUCGAUUUAGGAUGGCUUUCGCUGAACACAUUAAUGGUAGUGCAUCCGAAUGUGUAAAUUAGUUGGUGAUUGGUUACAUAAUACUUAGCUUCAUGAACGUUCUGCGUUGGUCACACCAGAUCGAUUCUUUACAAAUAUAAUUCUGAGAUAAAUUGUCAUCAAAAGUGGUUCAUUGGUUUUAACUUGGUGAUGGGUAUUUGAUGUUUUAUUCAAUAAAAAUGUGGCAAUACAGGGA